Schistocerca gregaria is the source of this 9426-nucleotide messenger RNA. Its product is annotated as zinc finger protein 708-like. Gene Ontology annotation, cellular component: nucleus; cytoplasm. The transcript is spliced from 5 exons. NCBI's taxonomy places the organism in Eukaryota, Metazoa, Arthropoda, Insecta, Orthoptera, Acrididae. The record is from RefSeq and is a predicted model, not a curated record. Gene Ontology annotation, molecular function: ubiquitin protein ligase binding. Gene Ontology annotation, biological process: proteasome-mediated ubiquitin-dependent protein catabolic process; regulation of proteolysis. The coding region runs from base 5207 to 6676 and encodes 489 amino acids.
GCCCAAGUUUACCCAUUCCGCAUGAAUGUAAAAGAAGAGUUGGAGGAGGUUGCGAAUAAAGAGGAAAUUUUGGAAUGUCAUCAGAGAAAAUACUAGAAACAACUGUAAUAGGAACCAGGCUACCUUUGAUGAAGUAGGCUUAGAAGAUGAUAUAAUUGCAAAUUUAUAUAAUCAAGAAGCAGCACCUAAUGCUGAAAUGAAAGCCUGUGAUAGCCUGCAGUGUAUAUGGAAACCAUACGGACUGUGAAGAUGAGGCUGAAAUACAGUGUGUGGCAUUGAGGUAUACCGACCUUUAAGGAAGAAGAUCACCGACCUUCAAGAAAGAAGAUCACCGGUCUUCAAGAAGGAAGACACCAAAGAUAUGUGUAAAACUUUUCUGUUUUGUAAUGUAAGGACAUCAACCCUUCCGUGUUUCACGUGGAAGUGCUGAUGGGGGGGUUGUCUAACAUUACAGGACAUAUUGGGACAUAUUGAUGUAUUCGAUACUGUAGACUUUUAGGGGAUGUUGAUACAGAUAUGCAAAAUGUAAAGGGAAACUUUGGUGAUGUUUAAAUAUUGUACUGUGUCAAUAUUAGGACAUUUUGCACAGAAAGAACAAAAAUAGAAUUAAUGUAAAUAUAUAUUAGUGUUAGUAACCUAUUUUCAUUCAAUUUUGUAAUUAUAUUUCAUUUUGUAGAAGAAAGACUCACUGUUUGCUGUAGCUCUGAUUAAUUGUAUAAAUUAUCAGUUUUGAGCUAAAUUAUUUCGUAUAAUAUGGACAAGAUACUUUUUAAAAACUCACCAGCUAAAGAGAAAGUCUGUGAAUGAACGUUUGAUGCACACUUCUGGAACUUUCUAUGGAGAAAUUCUAUAUUAUGAUCGCAAAAAUACGAAAACUUGUGAAAACUGUUUCAUAACCUAAUUUCGAAAGACGAUUUGUAUCAAGAAAUAUUGCUAAAAAGAUUUAUUUACAUUUUGAAACACGAUUUAAAUCGUUUUACAUAUAAAUAGUUGUUCUAAAUCACUCAAGAAAUAUCCGGAAUCAAAUGUCAAGAUAUUUCUGGAAACAUCGGUACAAAUCUGGUGAAGGUUAUCCAGAAGCUGGUAGAAAAAUGUUAUAAAAUCUAUUUGGAAAUUAUGCUUGUAAGAAUUUAUAUGUACUGAUCCUUUUACUUACUUUAAUCUGUACUAAAAUUCUGUAAUGUCUAAUUUAGUUUUAAGUCAUGAAUUGCUAUCGUAUUAUAAACAAAACAUUGUCAAAGACUCUCAUUGUUUGGAAAGAUAUUAAUACACCUAGGAGUUGUCAGUGGCCAGUUCGGAUAUGCAGUGCGAUAAGCUUUGAGAGUCAGUUGUUGAGUCUGUGAAGUCUGUCAGUUCUUUUUGUAAAUUAACGUCUGUAAUGAAGAAUUACUUGUUGUUGUCAAUAUGAACUCAAGACCUUUUGCACGAAGCAGACACCUCUUAAUGCAACGUUUUAAUUUGGUGUUGAGGAGCUGAAAUGUUAUAAGUACCACCCUUCUUGUAUGCUGAUUAUUUCUGCCUCUUACUCUUGCUCCUCUAGUGUGCAUGGUGCUGAAUGUAGACUGCAAGGCACCAUAUGAAAGAGGCAGUCAUGGGCACUCACCCUUGGCUUUUGGUAUUCAGCUGCCAAGACCCAUGUCACAGUUUUCUGUCAACAUCAUAUGGUUCGUCCACAACCAGAACUUUAUGUUGAUGACAAACUACUAAAUGUGGCAGGAACUUACUGCUUUUUAGGCCUGGUCUUUGAUUCUUAGUUGACAUGAAUUCUCAAUCUCUUGUAUUGUAAGUGAAAGAGCUUGCUGGGCCUCACUACACAUUGUCACCUGAGUAACACCAGCAGGGGUGCAGAAUGCACUACCCUUCUGCAGCUUACAAAGCCAUGUUACAACCCUAUCUUCGGUAUGGGAGUCUGGCAUAUGGUUCGAUAUCAUUGUCAGCAUUGUGGAUACAGGAUCUGAUGAACCACUGUGGGGUUUGAUUUGCAACAGGAGCCUUUUGAACUAGUUCUGUGGACAUAUUACUCACAGAGUUUGGAGUCCACUCACUGUGUAUCAGGUGCAACAACAGCUUCUCAGUUACGCUAUGUGUGUUUGCAACUCUCGUAAGCAUCCACACUAUCAUCCCCUCUUUCCAAACAUGGAAACCCAUCUUCCACAACAAUGGCUCAGAUCAGGGAUUUUGAUCGCAGUCCACACCCUGUCCCUCCCCUGUGGACUCUGUUUAUUUCUUCCUCCACCUCUCCUCUGGGCGCACUGAAGUACACUUCUGUGGGGAACCCAUUGAUCACAGCUUUGUGUUAACCUAUCGUGAGGUCUGAAAGACACGGUCCCUCCUGAGGCCUUCUGCCACCAAUUUUUGUCCAUCCUUGGUAAAUCCUCGAUUUCAGCAGUAGUCUAUACUGAUAGCUUGAUAGUUGCUAAUCACAUGGGCUUUCCUCACACUGUCACUGGUCAUACUGAAUUGCUUUCCUUGCUGGAAGCUGUAAUGUUGGUAGCCAUCUCUCAUGCUCUUGAGCAUAUCCUUUCCUCCUCUUGGCCAGUUGGAAAGCUUUCAACCAGUAUUACCCUCAGCAUCCCUUGUUCGUUGCUAACCAGUAUUCCCAGUAUGCCCUUUACCAAUGUGGAUGCUCAGUGGUGAUUGUUUGGACUCCAGGUUCAUGUUGGGAGCCCUGAGAAUGAACUUGGUGAUAGCUUGCCCAAAUGGGCUACCAGUAAACUGGCUCUGGUAAUUAGUAUUCUGGAAACAGACCUCUGAUUGGUAUUACACCAAGUUUUAGGAACUUGAAAUAUGGAAUGAAUCACUGCAGCUUCAAACAACCAGUGAGAAGGAGACUACAAAUCUAUGAAUUCCCUCCAUGCAGAACUCUUCCAAGCAUUCUACCGUCCUUUGCCAGCUCUACAUGAGCCGUAUCUGGUUGACUCACGGUAAUCUCCUCCAUUGCCACCCCACUGUUGUCAUUCCCAUUCAACAAUGGUCUACAUUUUGCGGUACUGUCCAACCUAGCCACCCUGUGGCACAAUCUUAAUCUCUCUAAUGCUCUACCCCUGGUGUUAAGAGAUGAUGCCUCAGUGGCUGACUUAAUUUCACAUUUAAUUCAUGAGGGCUAUUACCGCUCUCUUUAAGGGAGGGCAACUUAAAGUUAUCAGCGCAUUGGCAUUUGUAGAACAUUGUGUUGCCACCUCUGCCCAGACCAGGCUUGGUGGACCAGCCCGGUUUUCACCCUACCUGCUCUUUUACUCUUCUUCCCUCCUCUUCCAUUAAUCUUUUGUCUCUGUACUUCUCUUGUCCAGUCUGUGUUGCUAGUCUUUCCGAAACUGUUUGAGUACCUCUCUUAAGUGGUGAGGACUGGGGGAUGUAUGUCCCCUCAUUGCAUUCUGCUCUCUUGUGCCUCUGGCUGCUCCCUAUAUGGGGCACCUUGCCUGCCUUUCGUCGUUUGUCUACUGGUUUUUCUUUUUGUUCCUUACAUUGGUUUCAUCGACCUUUCAGAUCUAGCAGUUUGGUGCCUUCAAUCGUUCAGUCAGCCAACCACCUCUGUCCAUCUGCUCCUGCCACCUCUCUCUCUGUCUGUUAUUCUUCCCUGCCUCUUGGCACAUCAUCCUGCACCCCUACAUAGGAGGUUGCUUGUUCUUACCUUCUUAGUAUUUUAGUCUAGAUAGCAAGUAAUAUGUGUACUUGGCUUGGUUGAAGUCGAACCAGUUGUUUAGGAGGUGAUGUAGAACAUAUUCACUCUCAUAAUACGUAUCGUUACUGUUGAUGCUGGUUGCUGCUCGAUAUGUAAGAAAUAAUUUUGAUUAAUAUUUUGUGGUCAGUCAGUUACUGUUGUGCUUGCUUUCAAGAAUAAACAAAGCUUUGGUUUCAAAUAUUUGAAUUGUGGCACCAUAUUUUCUCACUGCCUGUUUAUAAUUGAUGAAUAUAUUUGAUUAUUAGUGCUACGGCCAUGACAGCUUUACACAACAUCUGUUUGAAAGUGUCUCUGCCUCUGCUUCUCCCCCAAUCAUCCGUGUAGUAACAAGACACAGAAAUCUCGAUCAUUUCACUUUUUUUUUUUUUGCGUUUUUCAGUGUCUUGAAGACCCAUUAAAGACUGAUGGUCCUAUUGUUUGGGUAAAGUAAGAUCCCAAACUGAAACAUUCUGAUGGAUCUCAGCAUAAUGCAAGUUUUCACACGAGCACUUUAUUGUGCAGAAAGUGCAGUAAGAAUGUCAUCACACAAAUAUGGGGCAUUCAAGCUAAAUUUUCAUGGAUGGUGAACAAUUGUAACCUAUGAUACCAGCUAUUUUCAAGGAUGUUUGUGGUCUUCCAGUUGACUCUAGUUUGAUGUGUUAUUUGUAGGUUAUUACCAAGAGUAUUUUAACAGCACUUGUAACAAGCAUAUCCUUAUAAACUGUUACCCUUGCAUUAAUUUUUUAUCAUUACUCUAUGUAAUGAAUGCUUUAAGUGCAUAUUUGGUGUCAACAGAGCAUGGAAGACUUCCUCUUGGAAGCAAUUCUUAAUCUUGUUACAUGUCUGUGUCAGUGCUGUAACCGAAGAUGCAGAACUAUGACCUGUGGUGGGUGUAUAUUCUAGAGUUUUCAGUCACUAUUCACUGUACUAUUUACAUCGUUACUGAAAUCCUGCAUUGGGUUUAUGUAAUUCCUUAUGACUCGCCUCCAGUACACAUGACAAAAAUUUGCGUUGUUUUCCUAAAGAGCAGGCACUGAAAAUACAUGGUGAUAGAGCGAGCAGCUGUGUAAAUAGCACUAAAUUUGGUUAAUUUUGAUGAUAAUGUGUGGAAUGCCAUAUUCAUUUCAUUAAUGACCAAAGAGUCCUCUUGUUUAUGAGUUUACAGCUAGAAGAUUAUUUGCAUCUCUGUAUUAUCUGAGUUUAAUUUUGAAAUGUUGCCGCACAUGUGUGUCAAGUUUAAGGGAGUACAACCACCCGAUGAAGUAGACCAUAGUGCCUCGGAAAUAAGAGUGGAUUAUGUGACAGGAAUAGAAAGUGAAAGUAUGCCAAAGAAAUACUGCACAAUGAGUGAUAGCAAUCAAUAAGAAUCUCUGCAAUGUUGGAUGAUACUCAUAAGAAAGGAAAUUGAGAGCUGUGUCCUACAUACAGAAGUUAGCAAGCAGUUAUAAUUCACAGAUUGUUUUCUCCUUUCAGUCUGUUGAAGAUCCGUUGGGGAUAUCUUGGUCCACUGAUUUUAUCAAGGAGGAUCCUGAAUUAAAUUUGGAAAUGAAUGUAAUGGAGAAUAUGGUGGAAACCUCAACAAGAUAUGCAUCUGAUAGAGCAAGGUUGACUCAGAGCACUGGUGGUAGCUGUGGCAUAACAUGUGAAGAAACUUGUAACCAUAGACUGGUCCAGGAUGAGUUGGUGAUAGACAUGGAGAAGUCAACUCACGAGUUUGGUACUUAUCCAGAAUAUGUGACUGUUGAUAACGAAUGCUCAGUUGCCUCCCGAUAUGACUGUAAUACAAGGGAAAAUGAAUUACGUGUAUAUAGCUGUAAUUUCUGCCAACAGACCUUUCCUUCAAAAUAUAGGCUAAUAAUGCAUGUGUUUAUGCACACUGAUGGCAUGCAACCACCUUUGUAUAUUUGUAAGUGGUGUGGUGAUGUAUUUCACAGUAAUGUUAGCUUGAAAAAACAUUUGGGAAUGAGUGAGAAUUAUCAAGUUUUAACUGUUGCCAAUCAUGAAAAUUAUGGCUGUAGUGAUGAGCAUCAAAGCAGUAUUUUCUUGGAUAGUGAGCUAGAAGAUUCUGUCACAAAACACAAUGAGCUGAAUUCAUACAAGGAAGCAUGGAAAGCUGCAAACAAGUCCUCUAAUGACAUAUGUUAUACACAUGUGACAAAUGAUACUGAAAAAGAAACAAAUCAUUGUGGAACUUUAUCUACAACUGUUACUGUAAGUUCCCAGGGUGAUCUACUUACCACAAACAGAACCCAUAAAUGUGAUAUUUGUGGCAAAUCGUUUUUCCAGUCAGGCCAUCUCAAGUCACAUUGUUUAAUUCACACUGGAAAGAAACCUCACAAAUGUGAGAUUUGUGGGAAAUCUUUUACUAUGUUGGGCGACCUCAAGAAACAUUCAUUAAUUCACACUGGAAAGAAACCUCACAAAUGUGAGAUUUGUGGAAAAGCUUUCGCUAGAUUAGGGUAUCUCAAGACACAUGUAUUAAUUCACACUGGAAAGAAACCACACAAAUGCGAGAUUUGUGGGAAAUCUUUUGCUAGGUCAGGCGAUCUCAAGAGACAUGCAUUAUUUCACACAGGAAAGAAACCUCAUAAAUGUGAGAUUUGUGGGAAAUCUUUUACUAUAUUAGGCGAUGUCAAGAAACAUUCUUUAAUUCACACUGCAAAGAAACAUCACAAAUGUGAGAUCUGUGGAAAAUCUUUUGCUAGAUCAGGUUAUCUCAAGACUCACGAAUUAAUUCACACUGGAAAGAAACUUCACAAAUGUGAGUUUUGUUUGAAAUCGUUUGCCCAGUCAGGUCAUCUCAAGACCCAUUUCUUAAUUCAUACUGGAAAGAAACCUCACAAAUGUGAGAUUUGUGGGAGAUGUUUUGCUUUGUCAAGCAAUCUGAAGACACAUACAUUAAUUCACACUAGAAUGAAACCUCACAAAUGUGAGAUUUGUGGGAAGUCUUUUGCUAGGGCAGGCAGUCUUAAGACACAUUGUCUUUCACACUGGAAGGAAACCUCACAAACGUGAGAUUUGUGGGGAAAUCCUUGCUAUGUUGUGUGCUCUCAAGAGACGUGCAUUAAUUUACACUGGAAAGAAACUCCACGAAUGCGAUAUUUGUGGGAAAUCGUUUGCUAGGGCAGGCGAUCUCAAGAAACAACAUUCACACACACCAGGAAACGACAUUACAAAUGUGAUACUUGUGGCAAAUCAUUUGCCACAUCAGGCGAUCUCAAGACACAUGCAUUAGAACACAUUGGAAGGGGGACCUCACAAAUGUUAUAUCUGUCACAAAAUUUAACUCAGUUGGGUACUUUCAACAAAUUCAUUACCUCACAUCAGAAAGAAACUACAAGUGAGUGUUAGUAUACGCAAAUAGGUUUUCCUGGUUGGUGCCCUCAAGGCCUAUAAAAUAAUGGAUGUAAGAGGGGGACAAUAAAUUGUAAUGCCUAUGAAAUAACAUUGAAAUAUGAUGGAAUUGUGAAAAAACGUGCAACAAUGUGUACUAUAGAGUAGUAACAGAUAAUGUGACAAUAUAAAAAUCCAUAUCUGCAGUUCGAGAUGUCAAGAAAUUGUGUUACUAAAUACUCCAGGAACAUGAAUCAAAUGUGUAUUUGUCAUUGAAACUGUUGCUUUUCCUAUCGAUCUUGAGACAAAAAGAUUGUGAAUUGUGUGAUAAGUCCUUACCUUCGUCAGUAAUCUUAAGUACUAUGCAAUAUUCGGUAUAAGACCAAGGAAAUGUGAUGACUUCCUCAUCCUGCUCGUUAUUCCAAACAGAGUCAUUAUGUAGUACUUGUGACUCUGCAUUUUAGGAACAGUAACAGGAAAUACAUAUUCAUGGCACUUCCUUCACUAAGGCUAGUCAAUUCAACAUUGGAGAAACAUGACUAUGGCAAUUAUUUUACUGAGGUAUGUUUUCUCGAUAGAUUUGCUGUAUGUGUCAUUAAUAGCGUGUACAUUUAUGUUCUGUUAGAAGUAAUUCUGCAUUAGAAAAUGUAACAAGAAAUAGUAACCUGUUUGACAGCAUGUUUGUCCAAAUUUGGAACACAAUACCUGAAAAAUUCUACAUGAUAUGGACAUAUCGUUUACAUGUUCCUGGAUGUAUGUUGCACCAGUUGUAUUCCCUACAUUCAGAUCUUCUAAAUGGUGUGGUCACGACAUUAGUGUUAGUUCCCCUGCUACUCAGACCACUGUGGAGUCCUUCUGCACAUGUGACGCGGACUGUUAUCCUGCUCAUAGAUGCCUUCACCAUGGGAGAGCACAUGAGGUAUGAAGGAAUCUAUGGACCUGCAAUAAAGGUCACUUAGUCUGAAACUGUCAUGAUGCCUUCAGUUACUACCGGACAUCCCAAAGGAGCCCAAGUGACUGCCCGCAUAGCAUAAUGGUCCCCUCCUUGUGGUGCCAUUCAGCUAUAUGACAGCAUAUCUGGAUGUGGCAACUGACCUGGUGUCACAGGAAAUGUCACCCAUCCUAACAGUUGAUAGAUGACCUCUCUCCAACCUCAAUGUUCCCUUGCCCACUGCAGUUGCAAUUGAACAGUUUGGUGGAUUGGUAUGGAAACAUACAGAGACCACAUGUUGCAGAGCCCCAUGUUCAACAGUCUACAUUGAAUUGUGGUUUCAAAAACGUGUAUGGCUGCUCCAGCAGUGUUUUCCUUCAUUAGAUAUGUCACAUAUUGUCACAUGCCCAGCUUUACAGAGCAGGCAAGCCUCUGACCUUGAUGAUUUGUGAUGAAGUAUAGAUGUAUUAGAUCUUUUCAUACAGUGGUGGGUUUAUCACCCUUCAGCCAAUUUUCACAGACGUUCACAAAAAUAGCAUAGAUCCAGCCAACCAGCUUCACUACUUUUGAGGUGCUAGUUCCCAACUGCAACGCCACUGUAACUUGCCCUUUUCUAGUCACUUAUGUCAUUGGAUUUACAUGUUCAUAACCCUAUAAGGUAAGGUAGGGAAUGAGGAGGUUGUACACAGAAUCGGAGAGGAAAGGAAUAUGUGGAAAACACUGAUAAGGAGAAGGGACAGGAUGAUAGGACAUCUGCUAAGACUUGAGAGAAUGACUUCCAUGGUGCUAGAGGGAGCUGUAGAGGGCAAAAAGUGUAGAGGAAGACAGAGAUUGGAAUACGUCAAGCAAAUAAUUGAGGACGUAGGUUGCAGGUGCUACUCUGAGAUGAAGAGGUUAGCACAGGAAAGGAAUUCGUGGUGGGCCGCAUCAAACCAGUCAGUAGACUGAUGACACACAAAAAAAAAAACAUCUAAUUGGUAGGACAAUUCCUUGUUAAUCUCCAGUCUGCUUAUAUACUUGUAAUUUGUUUACUGCAUCAUGUGCAUACAGUGUGGCUUUCGUUCUCCUCACGGGCAAUGUUCAUGACAUUUUUGCUCAUCUUCAUGUAAAUAGUUCAGAUGCGAAAAUGUGUAAUGUAACGAAAUCGUUGUGCUUGGUUACCAUUAUCACCAGUGCACAAUAGCUAUAUUUUUUGUGAAAAUUUUUUGUUUGACAAAGCUCUGUACAUGAUUCAGAGAUAAUGUAGAUAAGUGUUAUACACCAAAGUUCUUAAUUAUUUGUUCAGCAUUUAAUACUGUGUAAGUUGUACACAAAAUGAAAUAUGUUAACGAACAUUAGGUGUUAAAAUUCGAUUCCAGUUAUUUGUAUACACAAGAAUAACACUUGGGAGAGCUCAGAACUUGAGUACUAAAUAUGACUUGUGUUAUAUUCAAAGAUAUUUCCAUUGUGAAUAUUUUUCUUAGUUUUUGUAAAUAAACAUGACAUUUUUAGAAAUCUGUAA